Molecule: messenger RNA, 2538 nt
Organism: Acytostelium subglobosum LB1
Lineage: Eukaryota; Evosea; Eumycetozoa; Acytosteliales; Acytosteliaceae
Exons: 2
Coding region: 1-2538 (845 amino acids)
Source: RefSeq, a predicted model, not a curated record
AUGUUAACUGAAUGGGAUGUGAUCGGUCCAUUCCCAUCGGCACCAAGAGAGGAUGGUGCUGAUGUGCUUGAUGCAUUCGGUGGCAUCACUGGCAUCCCACGUGCCGACCAGACCACCUACCCCACAGACAUCACUGACAAUGGCCGUGCUGGCUGGACCCACAUGACCGUGCCAAACGGCGUCGUCAACAUCAACUAUAACGAAUCACAGGGUGUCAACUGGCCCCUUAUCGAGGCGUGGGCUGGAUCAUCCGGCUCCUACUUUGCUGGCUGGGCGCUGUCCGACUUUACAAUCAGCUCGCCAAUGACCGUGAUCACAUCGUGUCAGGGCACUGCCAGAUACUACCUCGACAAUGUGCCAAUGAUGGGCGACUCAUACAGCUCCGGUCUAUCAUACGGAUCGGCCACACUCCAGCCCGGCACUCACACAGUCCGUGUUCGCAUCAUUGGAUCUGAGGGCGCAGGCUUCGUCUGCACCGUUCAAGGCUACGACGCAGUCGAGUCAGCACCAUUGUUGUUGCUCAACGAUGUGCUCGUGUCUGAUGUCGUCCAGGGCUCAUUCGCCUCAAAGUACGCCUCGUUCGUCGUGCUCAACAUGAUGCCACAGCCAGUGCAAGUUGUCGGCGCGACCACCUCCUAUCCAUUCUUGGUGGAGGUGAUCCAGCGUUUGGAGCCAAUCGCCGUCGGUCAGAUGGCACCAAUCAACAUCCAGCUCUACUCGUACGCCGAGCAGAUCGAGUGCACCAGCGCCAAUGUUGUCUCAAUCCCCAUCAACAUCAGCACAGACGCAUCCUCAGUGGACCUCCAGGUGCUCCUGAACUUCUCCUGCAAGCCCUUUGGCGAGGCCUACAUCUUCACCUUCCUGGACUUUGACAACUCUGUGCAGUACGCCGCUGCCACACCUCCCCUCUAUGAGUGUGGUGCCGACAUCAAAUGUCCAAUCCUGCUGACACUACACGGUGCUGGUGUCGAGGCCAGCUCCACCGCUUGGACUGGUGCCUACCAACGCCAGAACUACUCCUGGACACUGUUCCCAACCAACAGACGUAACUAUGGCUGGGACUGGCAGGGACCAGGAUUGAGAAACGCCUUCAGCGCACUCGAUGUCCUUUCAAACCAACUCCCAGGUGUACCACAUAACCUCACUGAUCAAUAUGGCGCCGAUCAAUAUCGUCUCCUUUACGCAGGACACAGCAUGGGUGGACAUGGAUGCUGGCACGUAUCUACUCAUUAUCCUGAUCGUGCACUGUCUAUUUCACCUGCUGCCGGAUGGAUUGAUAUGCAGGUGUACUCUCCAUUCUUCUUGAGACUGGGAGACAGCUGGACCGACCCAUUCGUUCGCUUCAUUCUGGACGCAUCUAUCUCUGAGCACAACACAGAUAUGUACGUGGGCAACAUUGCCAACAUCCCCUUGUUGGCUCGCUUUGGCUCAAUCGACAACAACGUGCCACCCUACCAUCUGCGCCGCAUGGUGCGUCUCUACGACGAGAUCAACCACAACAACACUGUUGGCCUCAUCUCAGAGAUCCCAGGCGAGGGCCAUUGGUUUAACGGAGUUGUUGACGACGCCAUCAUGCAGGCAUUCUUCAACAUCCACGUCAAGAGCGACAUCCCAGCUCUGCAGACUCAGUUCGAUGUGACCACUCUCAACCCUGCUUCGUCCGGCUCCAAGGGUGGCAUCAACAUCGUGCAGCUGCUCCAGCCAUACCGUGUGGCCAAGAUCAGAGUGCAGCAGCAGACCUCGACCGUGUGGAAGCUCAUCACCCAGAACGUGCGCCGCUUUGGCUUUGACCCAUACUUUGAGCAGCAGCCCACAACCGUGAUCAUCGAUGGUCAAACCUUUGCCUACGCCGCCAUGCCCAACCAGCACUUCUGUCAGCUGCAGCAGGGACGCUGGGCCGUGUGUGAGGACCAGUCAUGGCUGUUCACCGAGAGAAACCCAUCCAACUACGGCCCCGUCGUCCAGAUCCUGCAGUCGCCAUUGAUCUUUGUCGUGGGUACCACGGGCCCAAAGGCUCAGACCGACCUUUACCUCCAGCUGGCCACAUACAUGUCCAACAUGUUCUACUACCAGAUGCGUUACGCUAUUGAGGUGAUGCCCGACACAGACUUCAUCCCCGAGCUCCUUGACAACUCGAGCGUCGUUCUGUUUGGAGGCCCGCGCAACAACGAGGUCGCCUACAAGUUCCAGAACGAGUUCCCGGUCAAGUUUAGCGAGCAGGGUCCUGGAUGGACCAUUGGACAGAGUGAGUUCAACACACCAGCCACUGGUGUGCUCUUCAUUGCACCAUGCAGCCAGCGUCCCAACGAGUAUCGUCAGGGAUGUAUGUUUGCCGUGUUGGAGGGUACCGAUGAGGCCGGUAUCACCAAGUCCAUCUCGUUGUUCCCCACCAAGUCAGCGUUUGCCACACCAGACUUUGCCGUAGCCGGACCAACCUAUGGCUACAGUGGAUCGGCUGGUCUUCAAGCACUCGGCUUCUGGGACAACCAUUGGCAAUUCGAUCCAACCAACUCCUACAUAUCCUACAUCCAACAUUAA